AUGGCAGAGAGGCCUGUCAAGCGUCUUCGCCAGGAGGUCGGCGAGGAUGAGCUUUCGUACAACCACAUCUCGGAGACAAACGAUACUGGCGAGAGCAGCGACGAUUGGCAGCCGCAAACCCCGAGCAAUAGUCGUAUUGUAUCUUCCACGGGAGGGAUGCUAAGGCCCCAGAGAGCCAGUGGCGGUUUAUCAUCUUCUACCGUUACAGUCUCACGCUCGCCUUCAAGCCCUCCCGAAGAAACCAAAAGGUCCAUCCGCCUAACCGUGAAAAUGCCCUCAAGCAAGCUUCGCGAAGUGACCAGCGCAGACGCACGACCGCACAACAUAUUCACUGAGCCAGUAGUGAUUACCGGCCCAAGAAGUAGCCGGUCCAAGAAAAAGAUUGUUGAAGUGGAUAGCGACGAGGAUGAGGACAUUGAAUCCCUUUUGGAAGAAGACGAAGAAGACGAGGAUGAUGAAGAUGACGACGAAAACGACGACGCAGAAGCAAGUGAAGAUCCUGAUGCAGAUGCUGAAGGCGACGAAGAUCUGGAUGCUGAGGGCGAGCCUGACCCUGACGUUGACGCAGAAGGAGACAUCGACAUGGAUGACGCGCCACCCGUUUCGCGCCACCCCCGGCCGAGGCCAGCUGUUACUGUAACGCCAGCAGCUGCCGCCAGAGUCAGAAACGUUGAAUCCCGAAAUGUUAAUAUAGAAGAGGAUGAUGAGGACGAGGAGGAGUUAUCUGAGCUGGACUCAGAAGUGGGCGCCGAAAAGGGGGAUGACACUAUCCUUCCAGAGGCUGGCGAUGAAGAUGAGGAAGAGGUUGAUGAAGAAGACGAAGAAAAUGAAGCUGCGACUCCAAUGGAAGCAAGCCGGGCAAGCUCUCCUAGUUACUCAAGUAGAAAGACGAAAAGGCAAAGAGAACGCUUGGAACUUGGGGAUUUUCUACAGCUACCCAUGGAACCCCAAGUGAAGAAACAUCUAACAGCUGAAGAGCACGCCAUGCGACGUGCAGAAAUGGCAAGACGAAGGAAAAACCUUAGCGAGAAACGUAAUGAGGAAGAAAAGAUGGAUACGAUUAACAAACUACUUAAAAAACAAGCUCCGAAACGUCGAGGCAAAAUCAGUGCUGCAGAGACAGCAGGAGAUGCUUCCCCACGGGCGCAGGAGGUUGAGGAGUUGAUCAAACCAGAACCUACUAUGGUACGCUACGUUAUGAAUUGUGAUGGUUGUAGGUUGGGCGUGCCGGAGGAGUGGUUUGGGGCUCCCGCCGGCCAGCUUUUUGAAUACCCUACUACAAGUUGA
Molecule: messenger RNA, 1287 nt
Organism: Ophidiomyces ophidiicola
Lineage: Eukaryota; Fungi; Ascomycota; Eurotiomycetes; Onygenales; Onygenaceae
Exons: 4
Coding region: 1-1287 (428 amino acids)
Biological process (GO): chromatin remodeling
Cellular component (GO): Ino80 complex
Source: RefSeq, a predicted model, not a curated record